Molecule: messenger RNA, 1535 nt
Organism: Synchiropus splendidus (mandarinfish)
Lineage: Eukaryota; Metazoa; Chordata; Actinopteri; Syngnathiformes; Callionymidae
Gene: cirbpa
Product: cold inducible RNA binding protein a
Exons: 7
Coding region: 169-711 (180 amino acids)
Biological process (GO): positive regulation of mRNA splicing, via spliceosome
Cellular component (GO): spliceosomal complex
Molecular function (GO): RNA binding
Source: RefSeq, a predicted model, not a curated record
UAUAGCGGAACGACCAAUCGAAACGCUGUUCUCAGGCACGUGACCCCUUCCCAGGUCGCAGCGGUCCGCGGAGACUCCUCUCUAAAAGGCGACUGCACGCGCUCCUCAGUCUCACUCGCCUUGCAAGCUGUUCGCCGUUGGCCAUUUUGGAACCGAAGAACCUGCAAAAUGUCGGACGAAGGUAAAUUGUUCAUCGGAGGACUGAGCUUUGAGACCAACGAGGAUUCUCUUACUGCGGCCUUCAGCAAAUAUGGAACCAUCGAAAGAGUCGAUGUGAUCAGAGACAAAGAGACUGGACGCUCUCGUGGUUUUGGCUUUGUCAAGUACGAUAACGUCGAAGAUGCUAAAGAUGCGCUGGAAGCCAUGAACGGAAAGACUCUGGACGGCAGGGCCAUUCGUGUGGACGAAGCAGGCAAGAGUGGACGCGCCAGACCCAGCUAUGGCUCAGCUCCACGCGGCGGCGGCCGGUUCAGUGGGCCAAGGGGUGGAAGAGGAAGCUACAACGGCGACCGCGGCUAUGACAGGGGGUACAACGACAGAGGCUUCGGGGGUGGUGACAGAAGCUUCGGAGGCGGCAGCGGCGGCUACAGGAGUGGCGGCGGCGGAGGUGGAUACUCCAGUGGUUACAGGGAAAAUAGGGGCCAGGGUGGCUACAGUGACCGCUCCGGGUCAUACCGCGACGGAUAUGACAGCUAUGCUGCACACGAGUAAACAUCUCCCUGAUUCAAGAUCCAUCACUUGGCUGGCUGUAUUUCAAAGAUGCGCUCCUCAAGAAAAAUGUCCACGUGUUAUUGCUGACCUUAGUUUUGUAGUUCUGUUGUAGUAGCUCAAUCGUCUUUAAAAAAAACAUGUAGCCGUUUUGGUCAUUCCUUUACGAAAAGAAAAAAAAAUAACCUUGUUCGAAAAGAGAAGUUCAAGAUUGGGCACUUUUUUUAUUCCUAGCAAGUCUGUUCACUAAGAGGCUAUUAAACUUCUCCACAUCAGCCACUAACGUUCCUGCAGACUUUGUCUCCAGAUUUUUUUUUUUUUUGGCGUAGUUUUGUUUUUUUGACUUGGGUAUUUUUGUUCUGCUCAUUCCCUCUCUUGGUCCAUGACCAACCCUCCUGCCAGAUUUUGUUUUUUCCCCAAUGCAGAAGAGGCUAAUUUGUAGACCUAUUGGUGGGAUUUUUAUGCUAAAUUUGAUUCUAGCGAGCUGAAGUGUAGCUGGGGCUCCUGUCUGUUCAAUUUCCCAAAAGAGUUGAAUUCCUUUCAGACUGGUGAACUACACAUCCGAAGUGGCCGGCUGUUCAUGAAGUUGCAAAUUGCAGCAUGCUACAGUCCGUGCAAAGGUAUCUCUGUGCUCUGCUCAACCUCUGCAUUUUAAAUGUGCUGUAAAAUGGACUCAUCUUGUUCAGUGAUCAAAAAAAAUGUAACUCACGUUUCCCCAAUUAAGAUCUCAACCGGGAACAGUUUUGUACUUUAUGUUCUUUGUAUGAUCGAUAAUUCUUUUGUCAGUUUGGCUUCAUGGAGCCUAUUAAACAGACUGUGGAAAAUAA